AAUGAUAUAUGGCGCAAAACCCAUCAAGGCCGUUCGUAAUGCAAAGAGCGUACUGUGGCAUAAAGUACUCAGUAUAGCAGUACUGAGGGUUGCGCGUAAUGGAUAUAAAAGCCGAGUUGUUUUUCUUGGUAGUGAAGCUGUUAGAAGAUGAAGGGUGUGUUAUUGCGGCUGAGUCUUUGAAAAGAUUCAUUGACGAUAACAAACUGUUGCCUUCUCGUAUCAACACUGUCGGUGUCCCAUUUGACAACACGUUUGAUAACUAUAAUAGCCUUCACAAUCUAAGCAAGCCGUCUGUUUUGGUUGAAUAUUACCAGCUUCUGGUAAAGUUAGUGCAUGAUAGUAACAGAUGUGCUUCCCACCUAAAAACCCUAAUCGGAAUUCAAAAUAAAUUUGAAAAGGCUUUCAGCACAAGGCGCAUAGAUCUUCAUAUAGUCUCGAAAGAUCACAAAAGGUUACGGAGGCCUUUAAUAAACCACUUGCAUCAGCAUUCAAAGCUGCAGUUACACAUUCUUGCUCACCGUACGGCAAUUUAUUGUUUGGAGUUUGAUAAGCGUGGGAAUUAUGCUUUCACAGGAUCCGACGAUUACACCAUUAAAAUCUGGUCUGUAAAAGGAUCAAGUACACCGUCAUGUACCCUACGCCAUACUCUUCGAGGUCAUGUUGCCGAAAUAAUUGAACUAACUGUAUCUAUCGACAACCAUUUACUCGCAUCAAUAGAUUCAAACUGCUGUUUAGUAAUAUGGUGCCUGAAAACUGGACAACCAGUAGUAGCUGUUCGAGGAUCACGUAAUAAUCGGGUACUGUCUGGUCUCGCUUUCCUCAAUGUACCUAAAAAAUUGGGGCCAGUGAACAAAGAUUCAUUGAAUUCGAAUGAUGUUAAUCAUCCUUCUGGUAUGCUCAUAGUAUCAUCCUUUGGUGGUUAUCUUCACAUCAUACCUUAUAUUCACACCGUUCAUCAUGCUCAUCGUGAGGAUGAGUUCGGUAAUGUAGCUAAUCAUUUUGAAAAUAGAUGGAUUUGUUGUGCUGUCCAACUACUUCCUACGAUUCGUUUUACAACAGCUCCUGAAGGUACACCGAAUAUAUAUUGGCCAUCCAUUGCAUGUAUUGAUGUCAGUCCUGGUGGACUCUUAGUUGCAGCCGGUUGUUCAGAUCAACGUAUUCGUUUGUAUCAGUUCAUGAAUCCACUCAAACCCGAACCAGCUGGUGUACUGGCUGCUCAUGAGGAAAGUGUCAAUAGCGUAGCAUUCAGUCAUUCUGGAUUAAAAUUGGCCACCGGCAGUUCAGAUGGUGGAAGUUGUUGGCUGUGGAAAUUCCAAGCAGGUCAAUGGAGAAGUAUGACGUUACUAUUUCGUAAAAGGGUAAAAUGUCGACCUUGUCUUUUAAUUUGGUCAAUACAUGAUCAAUACUUAAUUGCUUCAAUGAAGAAUGGAUCAGUUUAUAUAUAUUUUGGUCAUAGUGGGCAAUUGGUCACAAUUAUUGAAGGACAUGAAGGUGCAAUUCACGCUGUAUCACCAUCACCAUUUGAUGAGAAUAUUUUAGCUACAGGUGGAGUUGAUGGUCGUUUUCAACUGUGGAAUAUUUCAAAUCUUCGACGUUUUCAACAAAACCCGCAACAUGAUGAAGAUAAUCACCAAUCAAUAGAUAAACCUUUAUUAUUCCAUUAUCGAUUUCCUCCUGGUGAUUUAGACAUAAUACAAGGAUUAGUAUGGCGUUUUGACAACCCACCAGAUGAUCAACCUAUAUGGUCUGGUGCAAAUACAACUGCAGUUAAUCGUAGAACUACUCGUGAUAACCUACAAUUAUCUGCAUUAGAUCCGUCAAAUCACACAAUUGAUUUGCUAACUGACAAUACUACUAAUAGCACUAUUAGUAGUAGUAACAAUUAUGGUAAUAGUGCAUCUUCUCAUCGUGCAUUGACAGGAUCUCGUUCUCAGUUGAAUAGUACUGCUACUAGAACAAGUUCAUUGUCUAAUACAAAAAUGCAAAGGAUAACCGCUUGUCGUGCAAUACCUACCAUUGAAGGUGUUGGAUUUCUUGUGGUUACUAAAAGUGGUGUUAUGUCUUUAUUCUCUCCGGCAGACGAGUCUACAACAACUGAUUCAUCAUGUAAAUAUAAUAUUCAGUCAUCACCAGUUGAUGAACAGUUUCUUCAUUGGGAAUUGGAUACAGCGGAAUGGAGAGAAGUUGUACCCGAUCCUAGUAGUAGUAAUAAUACUAAUAAUGAUAGUAAUUUUAAUUCUAACGUACUUCGUAUCUAUGAAAAUACUCUACAGGCGUUAGGAAGUCCACCAGCUCAACAGUCAGCUAAUUCACCAUCAAACGGUCGAGUUAAUUUAUCACGAGAAAAUUCACAAAAUAAUCAUCAUAGGGAAUUAAUUAAUAAUCAUAACAAUGAAAAUGAUAAUAAUAAUUCUGGUCGAAUCAUUCGUUAUAGACCUCCUCCAGCUGUACUAUAUGAAAUUAUACAUGCACCUAGCGGUGUGCCAUUUCAUCGAUUACCACCGGGUUAUUUAACCAAUUUAAGAGGAUUCCCAUAUCCAUCAAAACGUCAAUUACAAAUACCAGGUCGUAGUCAUUUAAUACAACCAUCAGAUUUAUUACCAUCAGUCACAUUAGAUGAAGAAACUGGUGAAGAUAUUGUUGUGGAUGAUAUUCAAUUUUGUCCAAAUGUUCCAAUCGAUUACUGUCCAAUACCUGAAUUAUCGAGUACUCAACCGAUUUAUGGUAAAAAUUAUCUUUGGUGCUCACCAUGGUUAACUAACAAAACACCGUUGAUAGAACCUUUGGAUUCGAAUGAGUUGAAUUUAAAGUUCGUUGAACAGCAACAACGUUAUGAAGAUGAAAGAAACUUCUUUUCUGCCGGUGGUGAACCUGUUGUGUCUUUCGGAGACGAGUUUAAUAGUUCAAAACAUUCAACUGAACAAAUUAUUAUUAUGCAACCAGAACGUAAUUGUUUCCGCCAAUCACAAAUAGCUUGUCAAAAAUCCUCUUCUCUUUCAUUAUCAUCAUCAAUACAUUACAAUAAUGAAAGCAAUCAUAUAACCACUAAUCUGUCACCAACUAUUAUUAUCAAAGAAAAUAAAGAAAUAGAUGCAUCACUGGUGAAAAAUCAUUGUUCAAAUCAAUUCAAUAAUAUUUCCGAUGAUACAUUGAAUGAAUCGAACAGUUCCAGUAUUGCUGGUCCAUCAUUUCUCCAUACAUAUUUAAGAAAAACAAGAAAUGAAGUAAAUUCGACUAAAACUCUACGUGUGUCAACAAGAUCUGAAACAGUACCUCAAAAUAAAUCAAAUCAAAUUUCAAACUCGAUUUUAUCUCCGAUGGAUGAACAAGAUGAUGCUGAUGAUCAAGAUGAUUCAUCUGAAGAAUCUGAAUGGUCAGCUCAUAUCGAUGUUGAUAUUGGCUGGUGGAGUCGGCAACGUCGUCGAAGAACUAGACGUCAAGUUAGUACAAAUGAUGUAUUAGCUUCCAAUGAUACUGAACAAUUGAGUUCAAACAUUUUGAAUCGUACCGAGAUGGAUCUUGAUAAUGAUGAAACAAAUGAAGAUCUAACUUCUUUAUAUGAUGUUGGAGAAGCAUCUCUCUCCUCUGGUCAUACAGACACAAAUCAAAAUGGGCCAACUACUGAAGGAAGUAUCCGACGAUCUUUACGUCAACAACGUCGUCUUUUAGUAAAACGAAGACUAAUGCGAGAAGCUAAAAAAGCAGAAGCAAGAGCUGCUCGUGCAGAAAUCGAAAAGAAAUGCUCUGUUGCUCGUAGAUCCAGACGUUUUCUCAAUCUAACAAGUGAUGAUUGCAGUAGAAUAGAUGAAGAUUCCACUAGUCGGGAUACAUGUAUACCAGAAUCUUCUAGUCGUAGUCAAUCUACAGAAGCAAUUACACCUAUUCCCAUUGAUACAUCUUCUAAAAGAGAACGUCUUAAACGACGUUUAAUUCGUAGUCUUGAUUAUGCUGUGAUGUUAAUCACUAAUGGUAUUCGGACUUGCAGUAGAUUACCGUUAACUCGAAUACCGUUAGAUUGUUAUCUAUCUCCUGAAUGUGAAGGUUACGAAGAAGAAUUAAAUAAAAAUGACUUCAUUCUUCCAAAUACUGAUGUUAAUCAUUGGGAUGGUCCUUAUUUUGAUUGGUUAUCUACUGUUCGACCAUCAGCUUCCCCUUAUCUACCUCAAACUGGAGAUCGCGUCGUCUAUUUAUAUCGUGGUCAUCAAGAUUAUUUAUCAAAAGCUUGGGAAUGUGGCAAUCUACCAUUAAUGGGUAAUUUAGAUCAACAAAAAACAAAUUCUCCAUCUUCCUUACCUUGGAUUACUUGGCCUGAUUUACCGCAAUUUCUAUGUUGUUCAGUGCAAAAAAUCACUUAUCAUAUUGUACGUAUAGCUGGUAAUUAUUAUCAUCCAUCAAAUGUUUCACGUUCAUCAUCAUCAUCUAUUUCAUCAUCAGCUGUACAUUUAAAGAAAAGAACUAGAAAAUAUUUAAAUACUAAACUUUUAAGACAAUCAAAACAAUUAAUUAAUUUGAAAGAUCUAAAAUUAUCUUAUCAUAAAGAAUAUAAAUCAACUAAUCUAGCUUCUACUUCUUCCUUUUCUAAUACUACCACAAUGUCUUCAUCAUCAUACAAUAAUGAUUAUCCUAUUGCAUCGACUAGUCUCAGCUAUGGUAAUGCUUAUUCUUCAUCAUUAUCAUCAGAUGAUGGAGAUAGUUUUGUUCGACUUAUCACUUUACAGUUACAAAUUGAAGAGAAUCAACCUUAUAGAAAAUUAUCAUGUGGAAAAAUCAAUACUGAACAUUCUAAACAUUGUUAUGAUGAGAAACAACAAUAUCCCUCGAAUACUAUUCAUGUUACUUAUCAUGAUGUAGAUGGAAUCUUAGAAUUUAUUAUACUUCGACGAAUAUUUGAUGCAUCAUUAAAACAGGAAUGGAAACCAGGUGAUAUGUUUAUAUGCCCUGUUGGUGGUGAUUCGUGGUGGCGUGGUCUUGUAAUUCGAAAUCUUUCAGACGAUGAUUUAUCAACAUUACAACCUAGCACUUCCCUAGUAGAAAUUAAUAAUGCAAUGCAUUCUUUAAACACUACAUAUUUAGUUCGUUGGUUGGAUGAGAAUGAACCAUGCUAUGAUGGUAUUACUGGUAGUGGUAAUGAUAUCACAAUCAACGAUAACUAUUCACAUAAUUUAUUAGCUUUAUCAGAAACUAACCAUACUGGAUCACUAAAUAAAUUACCAGAUAAUAUUGAUCAUGUUAAUUCAUGGGAUAUGUAUAAAUGGUAUGCAGAAUCUGUUGAUAUUGAUAACCGGUCAAAUAAUGCAACAGACUCAGAAUUUACAUUAUAUGGUGGUUUAGUUGAUGGUUAUGUACAUAUUUCUCAUGAACAAAUAUGUUUAUUAUAUGGUACUUCGAAAUUUUGGGAUAUAACUAAUCAUUCAACUGCCUAUCUUGCAGAAAUUAAACGUCUCGUUGAGUGCAUAACUCAGAUUAUGCAAUUAGAUAUAAGUGAACAAUUUAUUAAUCCAGUUGAUUUAGCUGCUUAUCCUGAUUAUUUAUUUAUUAAUGUUUAUCCAGUUGAUUUAAAUUUUAUAUUAAAUCGUUUAUUAAAUGGUUUCUAUCGUCAAUCUAUAUCAAUUCAAUCAGAUUUUUUACAAUUACUUGAAAAUACUAAACGUUAUAAUUUACCAGGAUCAUCAAUUGUUAAAAAUGCUCAAUUCGUUUAUGAAUUAGGCUUGUAUUGUAUAGAAAAUAAAGUGACAUGUGAUGAAGUUUUACGCCGAUAUAAGCUUCUCACUUCUACCAAUAUACCUUCUCCAAAUUUGGAGAACAGUGGUCAAAUCACUGCAACAACUUCAUCGAAUUCAUUUAAUGAUAGUCUAACUGUUGAAAAGCGUACUCGAACCAAGCCAUGUCAUAUUGAUAGAAAGGAAAAAAUUGUAAAUAAAUGUUAUUCUUCUAAGCAAAGGAAAGAGAUUCACCAACGAAGGUCAUUAAGACUGAACCAAUCACUAUCAAAACGUUCAUAUGGUGUGUAUCUUAAUGAUAAUGAUGAUGAUGUGAGUAAUAAUUCAACCAAAUUCAAUAAACAUCAAAGACAUUUUCAAAUGGGAGGAAGAAUAUCUACAAGAAAGAAAAUGUUGACAAAUAAUAGUUCAGUUACUUGUGGUUCUUCAUGGAUUUCUGAUGCUUUGAAUCUUAUCCAAGAACUGUUGAAUCAUCGUAGAAGUUUUUACUUUCGUGUACCAAUUGAUCCUUUAGAAUAUCCAGAUUAUCAUAGUAUCAUUGAACGUCCAAUGGAUUUAUCUACUAUUCAAAAGAAACUCAUAAAUACUCAAUCAAGUUUGCAUUCAUCAUCAUCAUCACCACCAACAACAAAAUAUCAUAUUCGUAGUCGUAUCCAACAAGAAUAUAAUCCUAGCGAUUUGUUAUUUGAUUUAAAUUUGAUAGUAACUAAUGCAAAAUUGUAUAAUACUGAUCCUGAUACUCAAGUGUUUGAUGAUACUUUAUGGUUGGAAAAUUGGGUUAAUGAUGUAAUGACACCUAGUUUGUUACGAUUUAUUGAAUGCUUUGAUAAUUAUGAUACGUCUUCUUGUACGAAAAUCAAAUUAGAGGCAAUUUCUCAUCAAGACAUGAAACAUGUCAGUCAUUCUAGACGGCGUUCAUGUUCAACACGAUCUGGUAAUACUUCUAAUGAUGAAAAGAGCUACAUAAUAAAUGAUGGAACAUCAUCGUUAUCACCACCAGGUUUGUCUUAUACGUGUUAGUGUUUGGAAACAAAGUUUGUUUCUCUUUUUAUUUUCGCCUUAUGUUACCUGUUGAUUGGUUUAUUCAACUGAAUUAAUAAAUAUCAGUCAAGUAAACUUCUACAUCGGAGUAUUUUCCAAAAAAGAUACGAUGAUAUCUCUAAAUUAUUCAAAAGUUAUAGUUUUAACCAAUAGCAUUAAGUAGGAUAUCCUUAAGUUACUAGUAAUCCAUUAUAGAUGUCUUCGAAACAUUUCCCUCGUAUAUUUGACUCAUUGGUUUACAGUAAUACCGAUAUUAAAUGUCGGGUACUAGGUGAAUAUGAGAAAUCAGUUGAUGAAAUAGUGGAUCUUCAGCCACUGAGAUAAUUGAGUAAUGUAUUACGUAGGAUCAACCAUUACGUACUUUGGCAGAUGUUGUUUUCUACUAUAGGAAAGGAAGAAAUCUAAACUGGAACAAAUCAAGAUGUGUUAUCAGUCAGUAAAGUCACUGAAUGUUGAUAAGUCAAAACUAAGAUGUUAGCGUCGGCACGUUUAUUGUAAUUAAUCUUUGAAGAUGUUUUUGACGUGACUCAAAAUCAGUUACAAUGACUCAGGCUCAUUUCACGCUUUGUUGUUUCUUAUAUUCUAAGUUUUUAAAUUACUUUUUUUAGUUUUUCUAAUUUAUAUUUUCUUGACUAGUAUCCUCGAUAAUUAAUCUUUCUAUUAGCACUAAUACUACUGCCUCUGCAAUUCUGUGAUUUGUCUUGAUAAUUUUAUCUUGUAUAGUAACUUCAACUGAUAUACUUAUAUCUCAAGUUUUACGUUGCGUAUAACUGAUUGAAUUAACAUGAUUCUCUUUUAUUUUAACUACUGCAUGUCUGAACUUAUCCACAUCACAAUAUUAUUGUCCAUAUAAAGACUAGAAUUCUGAGGUGAGUUUUGUACAAAUACCAAAUAGUUAUUCAUAAAAUACUGUGCUAAUGGUUAUAUCCUUUCAGUAUCAACUACUCUCUGAUUUGCAAUGUUGCUGAUACAAAACAUGAACGUUUACCACAAUGAAAUAAGUUUUAUUACUUAACGUGACUUAUGUCAAAGAGGAUAUUUUAUAAAAUAGAUUUAAUGUGGGUAGCGUUGGAAUCCAGAACGCGUGUCCCAUUCUAUUUGGGACUCGUCACUUGAAUACACCUGCAUCUCAGAGUUGAUUUUUAUUUCAGGACUAACUCAAACUGUGUACAGUUCGCUUCAAACGCCAUCUCGUUAUUCAUUUAGCUACUGAGUUAAAACAGCUACUCACUUGUACGACAAAUAUGAGUUUUAACUUGAAAUGGAUUGAACUAUUCCAUUGUUGAUUUUUUUUUGUGACUGAAAUUCGAUCAAUCAUGGGUGAAACAUGCAUGGUAGAUUCCACUGUUAGCCACACUCCAUCUAUGCUAUUUUGUAUCGUAAAUGGCUAUAUUGAUGCAUUCCUCAUAGCAUUUAAAUAUGCCAACUACGAAUCAUCAAAUUUCCGUCAAAAUAUCAACUGUAGGAUAAUCCAGUUGAACUAGAGAGGUGAUUGGUUUUAUUUGUAUUGAUUUUUACAACUAGUGUAGUACAUG
Molecule: messenger RNA, 8296 nt
Organism: Schistosoma margrebowiei
Lineage: Eukaryota; Metazoa; Platyhelminthes; Trematoda; Strigeidida; Schistosomatidae
Source: the annotation of a GenBank genome assembly